UGAUACUCAAGAAUAUUCUCCGGUACAACAAUUUUUAGCCGACUUAGUGUUCUUCACGGGAAGUUGUUACAGUUGCUCGGCUGAUUGCGAAGAAUGCCGCCGAUUAAAUUUUAAAGAAAUGGUUAAAAGGUUUCGAAAACCUUGUAAAAAGUUAAUAAAAAAUUGUCUGUGGAGAGGGCAAAAAUUCGAUUGUUGCGAAAAAUUUUUACCUUUAAACACGGAAUACGGAGUUUGCUUUUCUUUAAAUUCAAUGCAUACAAAAAAAACUUUUCAAUCUCACCUAGACAUGGAAUCGAAUCGAAAAACGGGACCCGGAGAAUUAAUAAUUGAACCAAUCGAUGAUAUAAGAUUUUAUUUUCAUGCUCGCGAAGAUGUUCCUUUUAUUAAUUCAGAUCCGGAUCAACGCAGAGAUGUGAUGUUGGGUGAAUCUUAUAAUGUUAUCUUUAAA
This is a messenger RNA of Onthophagus taurus, 448 nucleotides long. The record is from RefSeq and is a predicted model, not a curated record. NCBI's taxonomy places the organism in Eukaryota, Metazoa, Arthropoda, Insecta, Coleoptera, Scarabaeidae.